AUCCGCUCCACUCUUCGCAUCCCCUCCUGACAAAGCAAAGCACUCAGGUAUCCUGAAUCCGCUACGGCACUAGUAGCGGCUGCCAAGCUUAAGCUUUAGGGCGAUCGAUGGCGCGGUCGAGGGGGUUCGCCGUCCCAGCGGUGCUGCUGCUGCUGCUGCUGCUGCUGCUGGCAGUGGCCUCGGCGUCGGCGGUGGGCGUGGCGGCCAAGGCGAACGCCCACGACGUCGCGGAGGAGGAGUCGUGGACCGACUGGGCCAACGACAAGAUCUCCGAGGGGCUCGGGCUCAAGCACGUCGACGAGGAGGAGGCCGCGCGCAAGGCCGGCCACACCGCCGAGUCCGCGCGCGAGUCCGCCCAGCACGCCGCCUCCGAGGUCGGGAAGAAGGCAGGCGACGCCAAGGACGCGGCGGGGGAUGCCGCGGCGGGCGCGUCGAGCAAGGCCGGCCAGGCCAAGGAUCAGGCCAAGGAGACGGUGAAGGGCGCGGCCGGCGAGGCGUCCACCAAGGCGGGGUACGCCAAGGACAAGACCAAGGAGGCGGCCGAGACGGCGACCCAGAGCGGCGCCGAGGCGCACGAGCGCUCCAAGCAGGGCAAGGCCAAGGUCGAGGAGGCCGCCAAGGACAAGGCCGGCAAGGCGCACGAGACGCUGCGCCAGACCACGGACGCGGCGGCGGAGAAGGCCGGGACGGCCAAGGACGCCGCGUGGGAGACGACGGCCGCCGCCAAGGACAAGGCUGCGGCGGCCAAGGACGCCGCGGUCAGUAAAGCCGGCGCGGCCAAGGACGCGGCGUGGGAGACGGCGGAGGCGGCCGGCAACAAGGCGCAGCAGUCCAAGGAGGCGGAGAAGGCGGCGUCGGCCAAGGACGCGGCGUGGGAGACGGCGGAGGAGGCCGGCAAGAAGGCGCAGCAGUCCAAGGAGGCGGCCAAGGGGAAGGCGGCGUCAGCCAAGGACGCGGCGUGGGAGACGGCGGAGGCGGCCAAGGAGAAGGCCAACCAAGGGUACGAGAAGGUGAAGGAGAAGGCGCGGGAGACGGCCGACGCGGCCAAGGAGAGGAUCGAGGAGACCAAGGAGAAGGUGACCGGCGCCGACGGCGACAGCAGGGAGAAGCACCGGAGGGCGGACGUCGACGCCACGGGCAAGCACCGGACGGUCGACGAGCUGUGAGCAGCUCGGAGCCGACACUCGACUCGACUCGAUCGAUCAAAUCUUUCUUUCACACUCCAUGCCAUAGCUCCUGUUCAUGAUGUUUUCAGUGUGUUUGCUCUUAGUUUUUCACACAGCUGUGCACUUCUUGUUCCAGCCAUGGUGCUGUUCCUACUUUGUAUAAUAAUCUGAUAAUGUGCAGACAUGCUUCUUUCACUUCAAAA
Panicum virgatum (switchgrass) is the source of this 1369-nucleotide messenger RNA. RefSeq names its product late embryogenesis abundant protein 29-like. The coding region runs from base 108 to 1166 and encodes 352 amino acids. The transcript has 2 exons. The record is from RefSeq and is a predicted model, not a curated record. NCBI's taxonomy places the organism in Eukaryota, Viridiplantae, Streptophyta, Magnoliopsida, Poales, Poaceae.